Molecule: messenger RNA, 1874 nt
Organism: Drosophila innubila
Lineage: Eukaryota; Metazoa; Arthropoda; Insecta; Diptera; Drosophilidae
Product: carnosine N-methyltransferase
Exons: 5
Coding region: 112-1467 (451 amino acids)
Molecular function (GO): S-adenosylmethionine-dependent methyltransferase activity
Source: RefSeq, a predicted model, not a curated record
CUGGCUGGCCGAUAAUUGUGUAUCGAUAAGUGUAGUUAAAUAUUCAUUGGCAUUUAGGCGUCUUACAAUUAGAACAUUAUAUACACAUUUCACAAUUGUUGGUGGACGGACAUGAGUGAUAUGGUGCCAUCGUUGCCAUUUCCCAUGCAUCCCAAAAUGCAAGAGGAUCAGGCGCUGGCAUUUUCGGCCAAAGAGGACGAAGAGGAGCGACGUCACAUACAGAAGGUGCAGAAUGCCUUUCAGUACUACAGACGCUAUGCCUAUUUGAGGCUUAAUAAAAAGGAGGAUUAUCUGCUUAGCUUGUCCGCUGACGAUCAACGAUUGCUUUCAAAAUAUCGAACGCAUUUGGAUAUCGUUCGUCAUUGUAUCGACUGCAAUCAGACUGUGAUUCGUGAAAUUCUACGUGAUCGUGUGCUCUAUCCGCCUGGCGGCGAUUCUGAGCAUCAAAAUGAUGAGGCGCCCGCUCACGUGCGUCACGGCGACAUGGAUCAAACUAAUUUGCUUGUUGAUGGUGAUGAUGAUGAUGAUGUUGUUGAACCUCUCAAAAUUUUAAAGGCUCAGUCAACAUUGAAACUGAUUGCACGAGACUGGAGCGCCGAAUGCGCUAUUGAACGUGAGCAAUCGUAUAAACCGAUUAUCGAUAGCAUCGAGGAGUAUUUUAAGCCAAGCGAUUACAAAUUGAAUGAGAUUAAGAUUUUGGUGCCUGGAGCUGGUCUGGGAAGGCUUACCUAUGAGCUGGCCUGUCGCGGUUACGCCUGUGAGGGCAAUGAGUUCUCCUAUUUCAUGCUGAUUGCAUCCAAUUUUGUGCUCAAUCUCUGCGAUUAUGAGAACAAACAUGUUCUUUAUCCUUGGGUCCAUCAAUAUGUCAAUAAUAUGCGACGGGCCGAUCAAGUGGCAGCCGUUAGAUUUCCCGACGUUUGUCCUGUGCGAAAUCCACCCAAGGGCAAUAUUGAGAUGGCAGCGGGAGAUUUCUUGGAGGUGUAUAAAACUCCAGAUUCAUAUAAUUGUGUUGCCACCUGUUUCUUUAUCGAUUGCGCCAACAAUGUCAUCGACUUUAUACGCACCAUUUACAAAAUUCUUGUGCCCGGCGGAAUUUGGGUAAAUCUCGGACCUUUGCUGUAUCAUUAUAGCGAUGUGAAUGGUCAUAAUAGCAUUGAGCCCACAUAUGAGGAUCUCAUCAUCAUUAUGGAGAGCAUUGGCUUUGAUAUAUUGACAUCACGCACCGGCAUUCGCACCAAAUAUGCACAGAAUCCGCAAUCGAUGAAGCAGAGUGAAUAUCAAAGCCUUUUUUGGGUCUGUCGCAAGCCGCCCAACAAUUUUGAGCAACAACGUAAUCAACAGGAGCCUCCCGAUUUGAUAAUGCAUCAGAAUGAUGUUGAUUUCGAACCGGAAACGGAAACGGAGCCAGAGGUGGAACAUGAGAUUGAGACGGAGAUUGAGACUGAUGACGAUCCAAAGCAAACGUGAUAUCAUAUUAACAUGUAAAGAAUAGACAAACAACAUCAACAACAAUACCUUCAGUUCCAUAUCCAAACUACCCACCGUGUCCUGAAACUACAUACAUAAACACACAUACAUAUAUAUAUAUAUACUGCAACUAUAUAGUACUAAAGGCGCCAAAUAAUACGAAUUUAAAGUGCAGGACAAACUUAAAGCAGACUAAGUUGGAGUUGGAGCUCUUGACAGCAAUGGAAUCAUAUGAAUCCUGGACAGCAAUAUGAUUAUAAAUUUAUCCUUAAAACAAUCUAUUUCUCACUUCAAUUGUAUUCCUUAAUAUUACAUUGUUUGGAGUAGAAGACCUGACACACAUUAAACAUUUUUUUGUUAAAGAAAAAAAGGAUAGAAUAUACGUGUAUAUCUUUAUAUUAAGAAAA